GUCUGAAUGGACGGCCGAUAGUCGACUCCACGCGAGCGAACCCAAUGCUAGCCCCGCUAGACGGGAGGCGACUCUUAUCAGAAUGGGGCGAAGUGCCUUGUCUUCUCAGUUUAUUAUCUGUUUCCCAUAUAAACCCAGUCCGGACACUCUCUUGUUCUCAAUCCGCAGAAAAAAAUAUUUUUACACUUGUGCUGUCAUUGUAAGGUGUGAUUCUCUGCACCAUCUGACACCAUGAGCGACCCCGUUGGUCCUGACGACCUUGUCUACGUCGCCCAAGCGCACGUGCCUCAAAAAGAACUCCAGACACCAGAGAAGGAGGAUGCUGUAAUCACUGCCACCAGGUAUGAUGAUGAUGGCCGCGAGAUUCCAACGGUGGAGGAGGAGCAAAGCCUGCGUCGUGUGGCGGGCAAAGUGAAGUGGACUGCCUAUACAAUUGCAUUCGUCGAGCUGUGCGAGCGGUUUUCCUACUAUGGAACAACUGCCGUCUAUACCAACUUCAUUCAGCAGCCUCUGCCUGCAGGUUCGGAUACUGGUGCUGGAGGAAGUGGGCAGUCCGGAGCCCUCGGUCAGGGUCAACGAACAUCCACCGCGCUAACCACCUUCAACACCUUCUGGUGCUACGUUAUGCCCAUUCUGGGUGCUUGGAUCGCCGAUGAAUACUGGGGCCGGAUGAAGACGAUUCAGGUCGCCAUCGCCUUUGCAAUGCUGGGACAUAUCAUUAUCAUCAUUUCCUCUAUUCCCCAGGUCAUCACCAAUACCAACGGCGCCCUUGCCUGUUUCUGCGUCGGCCUGGUCUUCUUCGGAAUCGGCGUGGGUGGGUUCAAAUCGAACAUCUCACCGCUGAUUGCCGAACAGCACCGCGAGACCAAGCUCUGGGUCAAGACCGAGCCCAAGACAGGAGAGCGAGUCAUUGUCGAUCCAGCGCAGACGAUCACCCGCAUUUUCUUGUACUUCUACUUCAUGAUCAACGUCGGUUCGCUGAUUGGAUCGGUGGCCAUGGUGUACGCUGAGAAGUACGUCGGCUACUGGCUGGCCUACCUGCUACCGACCAUCAUGUUCGGAUUCUGUCCCCUGGUAUUGUUCGCCUGCCGUAACAAGUACCAUGUGACACCUCCUACAGGGUCUGUCGCGGCGAAGGCAUUCAAGCUGUGGGGACUUGCGUUGAAGAGGCAGUGGACCUGGAACCCUGUCGUUUUCUUCAAGCGAUGCCAGUCCACCGAGUUCUGGGACGGCGUCAAGCCCAGCCAGGUAGAGAACAAGCCUCACUGGAUGACCUUUGACGAUCAAUGGGUGGACGAAGUACGCCGUGCCGUCAAGGCCUGCGCGGUUUUCGCAUGGUACCCUCUCUACUGGCUGGCAUACGGCCAGAUGACCAACAACUUGACUUCGCAGGCGGCCACUAUGCAGCUGCAUGGGGUGCCCAACGACAUCAUCAACAACCUGGACCCGCUGGCCCUGAUCAUCUUCAUCCCGAUCAUGGACCAGUUCGUGUACCCGGGCCUGCGCAAGAUGGGCAUCAACUUCACGCCGAUCAAGCGCAUCUACGUUGGGUACCUGCUGGCAGCAGCCUCGAUGAUCGCGGCGGCCGUGACGCAGUACUACAUCUACAAGCUGAGCCCCUGCGGCGACCAUCCGAGCACCUGCGACGAGGCGGCGCCGAUCAACGUGUGGGUGCAGACGGUGCCGUACGUGCUGAUCGCGUUCUCGGAGAUCUUCACCUCGAUUACGGGGUACGAGUACGCCUACACCAAGGCGCCGAAGAACAUGAAGUCAUUAGUCUCAUCUUUGUACCUGUUUAUGAAUGCUAUCUCCUCGGCUAUCCAGCAGGGCUUGACGGCGCUGUCGACGGACCCGUUGCUGAUCUGGAACUAUGGGUUCGUGGCGGUGCUGGCGUUCAUCGGAGGGAACCUGUUCUACCUCAGCAACCUGAAGCUGGACAAGGAGGAGGAUGAGCUGAAUAAUCUGGAGGAGUCACAGUGGGUGGGGCAGAAUUCCGGGGAAUCCGAGAAGACGGUUGCUUAAUUGCUUAAUUGCUUAAUGUGCUUGACGUGAUGUGUGUAUGCUUAUGAUGUCAUGUGGGGCAUUGCCUCAGGGUUGGAUGCAUGAGUCUAUGAGUCUGGACCGAGUGUAUUUUAAUGUGAUUGAGAUUGAGUUGACCCGGUUUAUAACCAGGUUCCUGAGUAACUACAUCUUUUGCAUG
Aspergillus brunneoviolaceus CBS 621.78 is the source of this 2200-nucleotide messenger RNA. RefSeq names its product putative MFS peptide transporter. Gene Ontology annotation, molecular function: dipeptide transmembrane transporter activity. NCBI's taxonomy places the organism in Eukaryota, Fungi, Ascomycota, Eurotiomycetes, Eurotiales, Aspergillaceae. Gene Ontology annotation, cellular component: membrane. The transcript is spliced from 6 exons. The record is from RefSeq and is a predicted model, not a curated record. Gene Ontology annotation, biological process: oligopeptide transport; transmembrane transport. The coding region runs from base 232 to 2022 and encodes 596 amino acids.